This is a messenger RNA of Cynoglossus semilaevis (tongue sole), 9612 nucleotides long. RefSeq lists its product as uncharacterized. Lineage: Eukaryota; Metazoa; Chordata; Actinopteri; Pleuronectiformes; Cynoglossidae. The transcript is spliced from 5 exons. Bases 1445 to 6397 code for a protein of 1650 amino acids. The record is from RefSeq and is a predicted model, not a curated record.
CCACUGAAAACACAGUGUAACUCACCAGGAGGCAACAGGACAUAUAGUCUACAUACUGUUGCUGCUGUGAACUGGCCGCCUCAUGAUAAAAAUAACCAUGUUUGUGGUAAAUGGUCAGAUCUUGGAGCUGCUGAUGACGACACUAUCAAACUGCACUUUACAGUACUGUGAAUAUCAUUUGUGGCUCUCACUCUCUCUGCCGCCUCCACAAUGAUGCGUGUUGCAUUAACGCAGUGUCGAGGAGUGGGAGGUAGAGGGCAAACUGAAAGGGCUAGAGAAAGAUGGAAAGAGAGGAACGCGGAGAAAGUCAGGAAAGGAAAUAAAAUAUUGUGUGUUGUACAGGAGAUUAGGAAGGAUGAUUGAUGGAGAUAGAAAGGCAGACGGACAACUUCCCUAAUUUCUAAGAUGUAUGACGAUAGUGAUUUCCCCUGGGAAACUGGCUCAGGUCAAGUUAAAUCUAGAAAGGAUUGAGAGGAGGAGAGGAAAAACUGCACCACAGAGAGAGGAUUCUGUAAGUCAGCUAUAACAAUGAAAGAUGUUCUGGUAGAGAAAAGGGAAAAAGGCCAGAUGGAGAGAAGUUGGUCUCUUAGCCGCUCCAAAGCUCUUGAAUCCUUCAAGCUGAGUGGAGCGUCAAAGAGUGGAGAGAAAGAAUAUCAGGGAGACAGGGAGGAAUGGAUAGAGAGAGGUUAUAUUGAUGAGAGGAAGAGAGAAUAAGAGAGAGUGAAAGGGAGAGGAGGAGGGCUCGCGUUGGUGUGUUGGUUGGCAGAGAGAGCGCUUGUCAAAAAAAUGUUGCUCUGACAGAAGGCAUGAUUCAGAGGAUAGAGAGAGGGAGGGAGAGGCGGUGGGAGAGAGAAAGAGAGAGAGAGAGAGAGAGGGGGGGGGGCAGGCAGAGCGUCAGAAAAGCAGCAGAGAUAAAGAGAGGGAUACAGAAAGGAACGGCAAGGGCACGAAUACCGACAGCGGACAGCCAUCACUGAACUUGCUUCCCCAUUCAUUUCUUUCUCUCUCAUCAUCUGGGUGUGACUGACAAACGCAUCACUGUAAAUGUCUAAUUGGCUGCAAAACGAGUCAGAACAAUAAACAACCAAAGUGAAUGCAGUCAUGUGGGGAAGGAUGGAGGCAAACAAUAAGGCUGUCGAUUCAUCUUUAGAUUUAAUCUGGACAUGAUGCUGCUCACAGAGUUGUUUUCCUGUCAUGGAGAUAUUUAAGGGAUUGCACUGACAUCUCAUUAGCGGAGGAGAUAAGAUUUAGAGUAGAAAAAAUAGAUGUGAAAAUUCCAAUAAACCAUUUGGUUUUUUCAUGUUCCUCACAUAAUUAGCUGUCAUUGUAUCCAGUUUUGGACUAUUUUCUUGAAAUUAGUAAAAUUGACAACUUCACAAUUCACACCUCAAAUUUCCCUCGUGCCUCCCAUCAACCCCUCCCACCAUCAGUCAUUCAACCAAGCAUGGGAAAGCCUCUCAGCCGACCUGGAUGUUUCAGGAAGAGCUCCUGCUGCCUGGAAAAACAUGGAGUUGGUGAUGGGAGACUGGGAAGGCGAGAUGGAGGAAUGGAAGGAGGCUAUGGGGACGGCUACAUUCCCCAGCGCUCGAUCUAUGAUACCAUGUGCAUCAAUCAACAGAUUGACAGUCAUCACCACCCUGGUGGGUCAGUGCGGCGAGAUUGUGGGAUGGAAGGAAACUUAAGUUACUCUGCAAGUGGCUCCCUCCGAGUUUGCAGGUCCCCGGUUGAGAUGUUUGACUCUCAGCCCUGCUCUUUAACACCAAAUCCAUCAUUUGUUCGGCGACUGGAUGAAAGAGCCAUUUACGAUUCACUGAAACUUGGUGGUCAGGAUGUUGAUGGCAGCGGUUUUCACUCACCAGAUCACUUCACCAGAUCAGCUUCUCCAUCAGUGUCAUCUUUCUCAGCACCUGGAGUUUCCUCCUUGUCGAAGAAAAACCACCAUCACCAUCAUCACCAUCACCAUGGAGACAGCACCAAAAGCAGAGAUGGACGACACUCCUGGAAAGUCAUGACGCCUCCAAAGCCCUUAAAGCGAAUGGAGAUUAGUAACAAUGAAAUGAUGGACAGAGGAGGGGGAGGAUACUUAAACCCCGGGCACUACCCUCCACCUGGAGGUCAGACCUCCUCUCUUACCUCCCCCCUUAUUUCCCCUUUUUCUGGCUCUCCAAUUUCUUCAGGGUACCACACUCCUGUUUUUUUCUCUCCUGUCAAACAUCGUCCCAGUCAAUCUCAAAGUUUGCGUUGUUCUCCUCCACAUGUCAUUCAACAGAGGCAUUACUCCCAAACACAGAGUCUACGGCUGUCCCCACCCCACGAGCUCAGACGAUCACCAUUUCAAGCGCCGCUCGUUCAGUUGUCCGCUCAUGACCUUGAACAGGACCUAAGGGAUCAAGGAGGCGGAUGGGGCCGAAGUGAGCGUGAAAGGGAGUGGGAGAGGGAGAGAGAAAGAGAAAUGGAGAGAGGAUGGGCCCAGCGGGAGUGGGAAAGAGAGCGGGAAAGAGGGAGACUAGAGAGGGAGAGAGCUAGAGAAAGGGAGAGGAGGGAAACUUUUUUUGGUACCUUUGGUUAUGUCAGGCCUGUUCCCCUGCAUUCAGACAGAGAUUCUGUGUUUUUAGAUCCAGACCAGGGCUUGGACACAACACCCCUUUUGCUACCCCAACCGUCACCUUCCCCCUCCCCAAAUGCUGCACCCAGAAUGGGAACUUGUGCCGUGGGUAGGAAUAGAGCAGGGUCAAAAGUUGGUCAUGAAAGUUCAGGUGGUGGAAUGGUUUCCAAGUUCGAUAAUGGGAGUGUUGGAUUGGUGUUAGUUGACAGCAAAUCUGGGUGUGGGCCGAGGUUAGUGAGCGAAGGUGGUGUUGCACACAUGUCAGAGGCUGAAAUGAGAGCGGGGCUACAAGCACAUCACAGAGCCGAGAGCAGGAACAAGUAUGAUAGGGGCUCCAGGGUUAGUGUUAAAAAUGGGUCUGAAUCGAGAGUUGCUCCCCAGGUGAAAACAAGGCCCGAGGGACAGGAUCGUGGAGAAAAAGUACACUCGGGCAUAGACCCAGGUAACAUGGUCCUAUCUGUACAUGAAGUAAAGAGAGGAGAGGCAACGAGUGAAGCUAAAAGUCAAGGGGAUGUGGCAAAAGAAGAAUGUAUAACUGAGUCUACUCCACCAAUUCUAAAAGACAGGAGACACAGUAUAGGAGCUAGAAAGGAAUAUGACACUGAGGCUGACAGAGGAAAUAAGCCAAUCACUGGGGCAGGAUUAGAAGCUCCAGGCAGUUCAACACAGACUGGAAGAAACAAUGGAAGUUUAGCCAAAGAUAAUAAAGAGGUUCAUUUGGAAGCUGAGUUCAAAGAAAGUGACAAGAGUCAAACAGAUGUCAGCGUUGGAGCUGAAUUUCAGGCAGAGAAAGAUACUGGUUUUCAAAACGACACCCGUAAAAAUACAGAGACUAACAAUGUUGCUGUAUCUCAGCAGUGCAUUAAGGCUUCUGAUAAGAUUGUUUCUAGUGAUGUGAAUGAAAUUGUCCCUAAAGAGCAAGUUGAUGAAAAGGCUUCAAAUGGCCUUAAGAAAAAAUCUAGCCAUACAAAGAAAAGUUCAAAGUCCCACAAGUCCAAAUCCUCUAAGUCGUGUUCUAGGUCACGACCCGGCACAGCAACAGGCCUACAACCUGGGGUCAGCCCAAAGAUAAGACGAGAUCUGGAGUCCCCAGGCCCUUUUGAAGGCACUGAAUCCACCUGGCCUCGCCGGAUCAUGGUCAGAAAGAGGACUGUAAGGCAAGGUGGCGCUCUUCACAACCUACCCGUUCUUCCCCCGCUCCCCUCUGUCCUUUCAGCGUUAGAGAAAAGACGGCCACAAUCUCUCAUCCGUGCAGGGCACUCACCAAAUCCUCAAGCAGACGUAAAAACUGCUUCUAGUAUCGUGGGGCGCUGCUCACUCAAAGAGCCCUCGAACACAGAGUCAGCCCAGGCGGCUGGGUUUGUAGGUAGGGCUUCCUUAAAGGAGCAGAAUCUGGAGCACUGGAGGGUUUGCAGAGAUCAUGAAGAUUCCAGAACUCCACAGAACACUGAGAAAAAUGAAGAGCAGAGGAAGAAGUCAAGAAGGAAUGAGCAGAAUGGUGAGGAGGACAAAGAAAACCAGAAGGUAGAGGAGAGGGACAAAAUACAGCACUUUGUGGUUGAGAAUAUAGAGAAUAUUCUAGUCUGUGAGGAGCUACUAGAGAAAACCAGCCAAGAAAAUGAAGAAAUAUUUAAAUCAAAUGACAAAACACCUAAAGGUUUGAAAGGAAAUGAUGAAGUAAUGUCAGAGAAGUUAGACAGUACAAGCGAGGAGAUCGAAGAUGCGACACUGGAGAGACAUGAACAACAGCUGGUGCUGGUGGCAUUACAGAGAGACGGAUGUGAAGAGGAGGGAAGAGAAGUAGGCCGUAUGGGGGAUCAGGCAGGGAUGGAGAGUUGGGAUUCUGUCCUUGAGAUGGUCAACACACUCUGGGAUGAGGGCUGGCAGAAAGGAGGCCAAAGGGAUGAAGGAGAUACUGAUUCUUGUUCAGGCUCUCUGCAGCGCUGGCCUCUUUUGCGGCCUCCUGUUGGCUUUGGAGGAUCACACCCUCCAUCCUCAGCUGCUUCUGAGCUGAGCCUUACAGAAUUAGAAAGAAGAGCAAGAGAGCUGGACUCUGACCUGGAGCACUUAGAUCUGUCCCAGCCCCUCAGGGACAAUCAGGAUUUACACAAAACACUGUUGGAUCCAAAGAGGGAACGAGCUGACAUCUACCAAACACAUCCUGGGCCGCAGAGAGAGAAAGCUGCCAUCUUGACAGGAGUGGGAAGUCGAUCCCAGGUCAGUCUGGAACUCACUGCUAUGACCUCACCAUCUACCAAGAUUGAGAGAACCUCACCUGACUGGUCAAGCCAGGGCACAGGGACGUCCAAUUAUGGCACAAGCUCUACUAAGGAGGACAGCUCUCCAGACUCCAACAUAACACUGGAGUCUGACUCCAGCGGCAUCUUCCUGUCCUUGUCCAAUCAGAGUCAGGAGGAUGCAGGCUCCGACAGUGACCAGCCAGUCAGUGGUUCAGACCUAGGCAGCAGCACAUCACUGGAGAAAGAUGGGGCUGAGGGAGGACUCAAGGAAUGGGGGAGAGAGGAGAGUGCAGAGCUGCAGUGGUGCUACCCCUCUCUCCUCAACACGUCCCCAAAUGAUGACACUGGAUUUGUUGAAAGAGAGCAAACAGAGUGUGGGACGACGGAUAGGGAUGAUGAGAGAGAGGAUACCACAGAUGGAAGGACAGAUGGUAAGAUAGGGAUCGUUUCAAUCACUAAGUCCUCGGUCAGCCUUACAGACUUUGGAGGCUGCCGCUCUCUGAGUGUGCAACAACGUAAAAAAACAUCUCCCAGGAAAAGGGUGGCCCUUAAAGAAGAUGAAUCCUCUCUGAUGCUGUCUCCCCUAGAGGAGUCGGCCAAACAGCUGUUAGAUCUUAAGCAGAAGCCAAUCAGAUCAUCAGGACUGGACUGUGGUGACAUUGAUCCUUUUGUCCAAUCAGACAGCUUUGUAUACUUGGCUGUUUCUGCGGGACCUGACUCCCAAGGUGCAGUGACAGAGUUUGGCCACCGUAACACUAAAGCAGGCACAAUACACACGAGACUGGAUGAAACAAAGCCACAUGUGGGCAGCGUGACGACACAGCUGGACCCCACGACUGUAGACAAGGCUGCCAAGCUGGCUCAUCUCACCCCACAGAAACCAGAGGAAGGGGAUUUUUUGUGCACAGACAGUUUUGUCUACCUGGCUGCUCCAGCCUGCCUCCUACUGGGUCCUCAAGGAACUACACCAUACAGUGGCAGGGACUCGGACUCAGAGAGUUCAGGUUCUGGCCCAGUGGAUGUUUCAGUGCUUGGUUGUGACAGUGACUGGGACUCAGAUCUGUCUGAUUCCGAUCCCAGUCGCUGCUCCAGGCUCUCGGGUAUCAAAUCAGCUGCAGUAUCCCAACCACAGCGGGACCCUGCGGAACCCGACUGGGACAUGUAUGGAGAAGUGACGGAAGCAGAAGUGCCCACUGAGCUCUUCACACAACAGGACCGAAACAAUGAUAGCAGAGCAAGAACAGUUACCAAGGUAACAACCUGUAUGGCAGCCACACCAGACGAUGCCAUGGCAACACAACCUACUACUACACAAGUAAAGCUGUCAUCAGCAGCAGAGCCAUCAACCACAACAAAGAAAGUGACGUGGCAGUUUAAGCCUGCCCAGCGGUCAGUGUGUACAGGGAGCAGGAAGGAGAAAGAGAAGGAAUUCACACCGUCAUCAUCAUAUGGAAGGUUCAACGAAAUGGGUGGAGACGAGAUGCCCCGAUCCCGUCAUUCACCCUCCUCAUCUUCAUCAUCGUCGCCAUCAUCGUCCUCAUCCUCUGGCUGACUCAUGACGACAAUGUUCAACAUAUCGUAAAGCUGAUUAAGUUUCAGUAAGGUAAAAUGAAAUCUGUUCUCUAAAAAGGGGAAAAAAAUGUUUUGGACAGAAAACUUGUGGUCUUUUGCACUCUCUGGUUUUAAAAACUUGAUUAAGUUAUUUGUAAAUUUUUCUUAAAAGAAACAAAAACUUCAUGAAUUAUUUAUUUUUAAUGGAAACAUGUAAUACACAAUAUAAAUCCAAAUAUAAAGUAUCAAAAAGGUUGUUAUUAUGUACGUUUACCGGCCACUUCAUUGGGUACAUCUAGCUUACAGUACUACCUGCUCGUGUAGUCGUAGUUUUACUUUAAGAGUUGCCUUAAAAUUUAAUUCAACAACAAAAAUCACUUUAAUUCUCGGAGAGUUUGGUCCACAUUGACAGUGUUUGAUGCACAUUCUUCACCACGUUCUUAAUGUACCCAUCUGCAGAGGUCCACAAACAGCAGUGUCAUAUUAACAUAUUGUUUUCUUUUUUGUCUAUGACCCUCAUCCAGUGUCCCUUUGGUCUAUGUCUGAAAAUAGUCAACAAUCUUCCAGAUGUCCUGUACUGUAAAAAUAAAGGACAAGGCCACGAUUUAAGAAAAAAGCUCAAUUUAAAUGACCAGCUUAAAAUACAAAUUCAACAUACCUAUAUAUGACCCAAAAAACUCAUCUAAUUCUGGAACAGAAAGACACCAGGUGUAUGGGUUUCUCAUCUGUUUCUAUUCAUGACUAAUUUAAAUGAUGAAUUCAUUAAUAUGGUAAAGCUUCAAGAAACAUUAAUUUGAGCUUUUAGCUAAAUGUCAUCGACACAGUGGUUUGUACAAUGUGUUUCUUUCAAAAUUUCAGUGAAGCCUUUGUUCUCAGCAAUAUUAAUCAGUCUUCAAUCCCUCAUGAGACAUUUGUGUCAGUCAGUUUUUCAGAUGUAGGUUUACUUCAUGUCCUGUGUUCAGUGAGCCUGGUGUGACACAAGCCAGGUGUCCGACACACACGCUGGGUGUGAAGGUGGUAUUUUCAGCUGUGUCAGUGUUCAGUGUCAGUAAAUGGUAAUGUCUGUGUUGACCGUCUAUUCGAAAAACAAUAAGUCGAGGGAUAGUGGAAUUAAGGCGGGUAAACAGUUCACAACAUCCUCAACCUAUGGCGUUUCUCCCAUAAAUGUAUGAAGAAAGUCUUGUUCCAUCAUUCCAACGUACAGCGUUAAAAAAAAAUCUUGCACUGGAACUAGACGAGCGGAACGGAUGAACACUUUGUCAACACGAAAGACGGCUUACGCUGAACCCCCUGAAACAGUCGUUCUGACUGUGAUAUAACAUGAUAAAAAAAGUUUAAUCUGAUUCAUCUUUAUUAUGAUUUGCAAGUUAAAUUCAAGAGCCCUGUUUUUUCUAAAUAUAUCUUUAUCCAAUAAUCACUACAGCUUAAAGGCCAGUUGGUGGUUUAACAGUGUUACCAUCCUGAGCUCUCUGUUUCUAAGACCUGGAUCUGUGGAGAAAAUGAAAGUGCAGUGAAUUUUUCUGUCUCUGCUUGAAAUGAACUCCCUGAAGAUAGAUACAGUUUGGUCAGGAAGGGGUUUGGACGUGCUGCACAACAAUACUCAGGAAAGCUGUGUAUUGCACGUGUGUGAGUCCUACAUGGAGUCAUGCUGACAAAAAAAAUAUGCAUCUUGUACAAGAGACCAUGCAACGUUUAAAAUCGUUUGAAUCUUAUUUUUACCAAGUCUGAAGAUCAGCAGCUGUUGGUGUAUAGUUUGUAUCUAAAUUGAUGAGGUCACUGCCGGGUGAUUGGGCUGAUUAGACAAAGUCACUAACAAGCAGGCAGACUCCAGUACAUAAUGAAGUGGCCACUGAGAAUAUUUGUUAUUGUAAUAGUGAAAAAAAAAAACCAUAACACAGAACAGACCACGAGACAACGUGUUCAACGACAGCUGAUAUUUCACUCUGAAAAUCUAACAUCAACUUACUGUGACUUAUUUACUGCACUGUGUGAUAUUAUCACUAGUAUGUGAUCCGUUGGUUCUGAUCAAUCACAACCUUGCUUUACAGUUGUGUGUUAUUUUUAAAAUCUUUACUAAAAAGACUAGGGUUUUUUUUUUUUUUAAGUACUGCAGGUUGUUGUGUAAAACUUGAUUUAACUUGAAACGGUUUGAGGCUCAGGCUAAACGGAACCUUCAGGUCUCAGACUCCUGAGAGCCUUUAAAAGGGUUGAUGUAUUUUACACCUUUAACGUAUUCUCCAUUCAAAUAAAAAUAAUAAAUACAUGUACAGAGCAGGGUAUUAACAUAUAUACAAAGAAUCUUAUGAAACUCACUGUUUUACCUCUUUUCAAUGAUUAACACCCCGUUCAGAGACUCUCUGUGUCACGUGUGUACAUCGAGAUGACCUUUACUGUAUAUAUUCUAUUUUAUAAGCAGAUCUGACUUUAACAGUGUGCUUCGUUGUCUGUGUGGAACACUGAAUGUGCAGACGAUCAAAUAUUUUAAAGGGUUAGUAAUAUCUUUUAAUUCAAAUACAAUAUUUAUCAUUUAAAUUUGAAUUUGUGAAUGUAAUAAUUAAGCAAUAUGCUUAUGAACUGUUCAGUGUUUUAGUCACUUUGGAGAUGAACUUUAUUAAUGGAGAUUACUAUUUAUUACUAAUGCCGUCAUGGACUAUUUUUAAGGCUUAAUGUGCAAUGUUUUUUACUUGUUUAGAGGUGGUUUUUAUAUGAUCUCCAGUGACAGUGAGACCACAGCUGGGAGGCUGUGAAAGUGUCUGUGCAAGUAGUUAACACAUUUUUAAAAAAAAGUUAAUUAAAAUGUCUCAUUUUGAUCCAACCCUCAUAUCAUCAGUGACAUCUGUAGUAAAGAAAGAAGAUUUCUUCAUAUUUACCUUUUUCUUCUCCUCACUGUGGGAAAAUCUGACAGCUCAGCUUUGUUUGUGCUGAAAACACAGGGAGAUUUCCCACCAGUGAAAAUGUAAGGCACAGAAUCUGAAGGUUUUGCGGCUGCCAGUCAUCCCAGCAGUGGUCUUGUUGUCGGGAAGUCAUGACUUUUGUUGUCUCUAAAUGAAUGUGCUGCUCUUACAAUGGAUUUGAAGAACCAACCUGGAAGUGUUGGUGGUCAGCUACAAUGAUUGUAACCAAUGACACGUGGAUGUUUCACAGAUGAUUACGAGUCAGGCAAUAAUAUUUCAUUUCAAUAUGUGGAUCUUUAUAGACAGAGCUGCACUGAAGACU